GUCCUCAUCCCGGAAGUAGUUGUUGGCCGCUGCAGGGCAACACCCCGGCGUCCCUGGAAGCGGGGACCCGGGGUGGUGCAGGGGAAGCUGCGCGGAACCGGAGGCCAGAGGCCGGAGCCUCCCAGGGCAGGGGGAGCGCCCGGGGCCAGGUCUGGGGGCCCAGAUAAAACAUGGCGGGGCGACCUAUCCGCAUAGGGGACCAGCUGGUACUGGAGGAAGACUAUGAUGAAACCUACAUCCCCAGUGAACAAGAAAUUUUUGAAUUUGCCAGGGAAAUUGGAAUCGAUCCUAACAGUGAACCAGAAUUAAUGUGGCUGGCCCGAGAAGGCAUUGUAGCUCCGCUCCCCAUGGAGUGGAAACCCUGCCAGGACAUUACAGGCGAUAUUUACUAUUUCAAUUUCGCCAAUGGACAGUCCAUGUGGGAUCACCCAUGUGACGAGCAUUAUCGGAACCUGGUGAUCCAGGAACGGGGAAAGCUGUCAACUCCUGGCGCCAUCAAAAAGAAAGAUAAGAAAAAGAAGAAGGACAAGAAAGACAAGAAGGAAAAGGAGCUUCCCAAAACUCCCACGGAAAUACAGCCAGAGCAGGGGAUCCUACCUUCUUCCUCCUUCUACUGUGGCCCAUCCCCUCUCCCAGCAUCUGGGCUCACUGCCUUGGACCUAGAACAGGAGAUGCAAAUGAAAAGUGAGGGCUCCUUUAGGAAAGGGAAGGGCAUGUGCAUGCUGGGUGACAACCCCUGGCCUCUUGUGGGUGCUUUGCCAUGCAAGCUGCAGCCACUGUCUAAAGGUCAAGUUCCCCGAACCCAUCAGAUCUUUGGUGAUGUGGAGAAAAUCUUAGGCAGAACCCCAGCCCCAGGCAAGGCAGAACUAGGUGACCAGUCAGGUCCUGAGAAGCCCCAGAAGCUGACAAAGAAGUUUUACCUGGGCUUUUCUGACCCUGAAGUAGAAGAGCUAGAAAUGAUGGCCAAGCAGCUGAAAUCUGGUCCUCAAGGCCCUGAAAGCAUCAGACCUUUCCCAGAUGGCCCAGAGGUAUUAGACAGGAGUCAAUCCUCCACCAACUCAAAGCUCUCUGAAGCCAUCAAGAACUCCCAGGCAAAAGGGGAGCAGAUCUGCUAUAACCUGUCCAAACUGAGCCUAACAGGCCCUAGUGGGGAUAAAAGCAGGAACCUGGCUCCCGCAGCAGGCCCAGGAGAUGCAGCCUCCCUGUCUGCCUACACCUCUGAGCACCUGCUGUCAAGCAGGAAGGGCAAGUUGCUUUUGAUAGAUAAUAAUCCAGCUGAAGAGCUAAACCAGCAGGAGGACCUUGAGGAAGAUGGACUCUUAGGUAAAGGCAGGAGGAAAAGAGAACCCCCUAAACUGUGGAUGGGACAGGCCUCUGGGCUCCUCAGCAAGAGCGGCCAGGAGAGUGGCAAGGAGUCUGAGCUUAGUGACUCUGAGGAACAGGCAGUGUCGGCUCAGGAUAGACUGCAAGAGCCCCUUCUUGCUCCACCACUGAGUGCAGACAUAGCAUUACCCCUCGCACAGAAGGCAGCUCCGGGUGGCCUGUCAGAGAAUAUCCACGAAAGUUUGCCUCUUAGCAGUGAGGUCAGGGAGCUCUCCCAGCCUCUGGGUCUCCUGGAGGAAGACAAGCAGCUCAGUGUUUCCGAACCUGACCUGGAGAGCAGUAGCACCAGUGACAGUCUGGCCUCUCACCUGGGCUCCCAGGUCUUGGCGGAGGUUGACAACUUCUCCUGGGACUUGCACAGCUCCCGGGAGUCAGAUCUGGUGGUGAGCCAGUUAGGUGCUGGCCUACAGGCCCAACACGCCCACUCUUUUCUGGAGUCCCAGUUGGUCCAUACUCAGAGCUCAGCAGAUGAGCGAUCAGAAAGUGAAGGCUACUCUGAGGACCAGAGGUUCUAUCAGCACAUACUGCAGAUGGUCAAGAUCUCUAGACGGCUAGAAGGUCCUCUGCUGGCCGAGGGCAUGCAGGAGAUGCCGUGCAAAGACAUCGCUAGCAUGGUCUGCCGGAUGGCGGCUUGGUCCCCCAGGUCUCCUGGGUCUCCCACGUCCCCCGGCUCACCCAGUGAGGCUGAACAAGAGGAAACUAAAGCCACUGAGGGAGAGUCAGGGCCCAUGGCUUGGGCACCAGGACUCCUUCAGGACCCAGAGGCAAUAGGCAGUGUCCCUGAAGGGCUUGGGGCCACUCAGCAGGCCCUGCUGCAGCCAGCAAGCAAGCCCCAAAGGCAGGAGGAAGCUGAGUUGAAUUCCAGCAGAGGCCCGGCUACAGAGUCAGGGACAAGGCAGCUUCUCAAUCAGGCCCUGGGUUCUUCCUUAGCCCCAGUUCAUGUACCCAUGGGAGGCCUUGGUCCCUUACGCAGUCUCAUGGAUACCUCAACCACAACCUUUCAUUCAUCCCUGAAUAUGAACCUGGGAAGCUCAGUGGAAUCUUCUCAACCUUUGGAAACUCCUCUGCUUCCACAAGGUUCCAAGCCUUCUGCCCUCACCAAGAAUCUCCUUGGCUCUAUCCAUGAGGAAAAGAGUCCUGUCAGCCUGUUGGCUCUUGGGGAAGAGACCAACGAAGAAGAGAGUGAUAAUCAGAGCCUCCGGAGUACAGCUGGACUCCUGAAGAACCUACAUCUAGACAUUGAGGUCCUUGGGGGCAGUUUUGAUUAUGAGGAGUCUCCAAGAAGCCAACCAGAGGAUAAGAAGGAAACAUCUCUGGGUUCAGAUAUCCCCUACCCCCGGACUUCCGACAAACUUUUCAGCCGAGACAUAGAAAGCAGUCUGGGCAGUGCAGAUGGCGAAGGCCGACGAGGGAAGCUGGCAAGUGCUUGGCUCCCAGACAAGGAAGACAGUGAGAAGGGUGACCCUGGAGCCUCCCGGCCACAAAUGACUCGAAUGGUAGAAUCAGGGACUGGUGAUAAUACUGGAACAGUCAAGAAGCAGUCUUUAGAAGACCCAGAGGUAGUUGGAGAGGUGGGCUCUGAGAAGAAAGAGGCAGUGGAUGAACUAGAGAAGGAAUUGACAGAGCCGAAAACAGAAAGCAGAUUGGAUGUUAAUGAAGAAUCAGAGAUCAGUGAUCAUGUGAAAGAGUUGGAGUUCUCUGACCAUUCUGAUCCCAAGUCAUUUCUUGGAUUGGACUUUGGUUUUCGAAGUCGGAUCUCUGAACAACUGCUGGAUAUAGAUGGAUUGUCCCCAGCCUGGGAGACCAAGGACUCAGGAGACGAAGAAAAAGACCAAAGUCAGUCCAACCUGGAAGAACCAGAGAGUGAACAAUCCAAUGAUGAAGAAAGAAUACUGGGUACAGACCCACCUGCCAGUAUCUCCAGUCAUUAUUCACUUGAAGAGGAGAAAAUCCAGAGCCUUUUUCAGGACCACGAGGUAGCAGAAGAGCAGUGUUCCCUGGAGGGGGAGCUGAGGGAGACAGUGGAGCCUGAGCCCAAUAUGACAGCCAGCCCAGCUUCAGAGGCCUCCUCCCCAAAGAGAAGUGGAUGUGUCAUCAGCCUUCCUCAUGACCAUAAGAUGGAAGAAGAGCUGCACCCCAUAAAGGAAAUUCACGAGCAGAAAAAAGUGGAAGGACUUGAGGAUAAGAUGGCCAGCCCAACCUUGCCAGUUUCCCGAGAAGAAGUUGUCCCAGAGGCCUUAACCUCUCAGAAGCAGCCCUUAGAAGAUUCCUUAAAGGUCAUAGAAGAGAAGACAGUCCAGGAUCUGGAGCAGGAGCGGGCAAGAUUGUUAGAGGACCGAAGACAGAAGAUGGAGCGGUUGCAGAAGGAACUGUGUCAAGAGGAAGAAGAGGAGAUGCUGAAACUUGAGCAGCAGAAAGACAAGUCCCUCAGGUUUCUGAGAGAGCAGCUCAAAAAAACAGCUGAGGAAGAAGAGGCUCGAGUAAGGGAAGAAGAGAGUCAGAAAAUUUCUCAUCUUCAAGCUCAGAUCCUAGCCAGUACAGAAGCACAGGAGAAUCAAAUUAGGACAGAGCAUGAAGCUUCACUGAAGAAAAUAAGAGAAGACUUGGAGUCACUGCAGCAGAUGGAGUGGUCUAGCCUGGAUCAGAAAAAGAAGCAGGUGUUAGAGAGGCUUAAAGAGGAAAUGGAGGAUAAUGAAAAGAGAGAGAGGGUCCUCCUGAAAGAGGAGAAUGAAAAGGCCAUGAGUCAGCUGAAGGAGAGACUGGAAGAUGAAAGGAAGGAGGCCAUGGCAGCGCUGGAAAAAGAGCAUGCAGCUAACCUGCAAAAGUUUCGUGCCUCAGCUGAGGAGAAACACCGUGAGGUCAUUGCUGGUCUGAAAAAGCAGAUAGAGGAGGCCCAUCGGAGGGAGGCGGCCCAGCUGCAGGAAGAGCUGAGUCAGGCAGAGCAGAGAGUCCAGCAGAAAGCUUAUCGAGUGACGGAGUUCGAAAGAGAGCUCAGCGACCUGCUGAGGGAGAAGAGGGAGGACGUGGAGAAGGACCACGAGCGGAGGAUGGACAGAAUGAAGGACGAGCACCAACAAGUGCUGGCAGAGACCAGGGCGCAUUAUGAUGAAGAGGAAAGGAAGCAGCGAACAGAUCUCCGGACAAACUUGACAAGUGAGAUGGAGCGUCUGAGGCGAUCCCACGACCGGGAGCUGGAAGCCAUGCGGCAGGAGCUGGAAAGGAAGCUCAAUGAACUCCAGCUCCGACACCGAGAGCGGGAAAGGAAGCUCCAAGAUUUAGAAGCAGAGCUUGAAAGCAGAACUAAAGACGUUAAGGCCAGAUUGAUCCAACUGGAUAUCCAAGAGGACAACGUCAGAAAGAAGAAGCAGCAGCUUCUAGAUGUAGAAAAACAGAUUUCCCUGGAGAGAGAGGAAGCCACAUCUACCCACCAGCACCUAGAGGAAGCGAGGAAGGAACAAGCCCACUUGGUGGAGUCCACUCAGCAGCUGCGCCGAGCCCUGGAGGAGCUGAGGUCUCGGAAGACUGAGCUGGAGUCCCAGGUGGAGGUCCUUCAGAACCGGAGUCAGAGGCUGCAGAGACGGAUCAGUGACCUGGAGGCCGAGGCCCAGAGGAAGAAGGAUGCUCUGAAUGAGCUGACCAUCGAAGAGACCGCUGCUGCCUCCCCUCAUCGUGAAGGGGAGCUCCACCUGGAAGACCUGAGGAAGUCCCUUGGGAAGACGCCUGAGAAGGAACCACUUACCACCGUCUCCCCAAACAAUGAGGAAAGCCCUCCCCAGUUGGAUGACAUUCACCAUUACCUCUCCUCGGAGGGCGUGUCCAUUCGCAGUGCCAAGGAGUUCCUGGUCCAGCAGACACGCUCUAUAAGGAAGCGCCAGACGGCUCUCAAAGCCGUGCAGCUUCAGUGGCGCCAUGAUGUGGCUUCUGCCCAGGUGACGGCUGAAGACUUGCCCAAUUCCCAUAACCUGGAGGAUGUGCGGAAGAACAUUGAGGAGGAGACAAAGAACCUGGAUGAGAUGAAAUCAGCCAUGCGCAGGGGCCAAGUUCUGCUGAAGAAAAAAGAGGAGAAGCUGAGUCAGCUGGAGAAUUCCCUUUGGGAAGAGCUCUCAGAUGAGGACACAAUGAAAGGAAUUUCCUGUAAGAAGGUGGUAGCGUUUGAACUUAGUGAUUUUGAAGACAUCGGCAGUACAAGCUCUGAGUCUUCCUCUCUGCCCCAGGGGGAUCCAGUGUCAAACAUUCCUUUCCCCCAGCUCAACAAGAUCCGAUACUUGAGCAACUCUUUACAGAGAAUCACCAAUGAGCUCAAUGGGGUACUGAGUGUCUUGGGCACCCUCAGUGUUCAGCCAUCCCCUGUCUUAACUUCAACCCAAGUCCAGAUGCCUCCCCUGCCCUCCAAGACCACCGCCGUCUCCACUAACCCUUCUGUGACCAGAGUGUUAGCCCCCACCCCUGUGGCUCCCUCCACUGCUAUCCCUCUCCCCAAUCGAUGGGCUUGGAGCCCGGGAGUGAACCCUGGGCUCUCCUCUUCAGUUGCUCAGUCAAUGGACAACUUUCUGGUGGAGAAAUGGCACAAAUAUUUUCCAGCUGGAGUCCCAUUACUUAGUGGCAGCCCAAUUCCUCUGGACAACAGGUUGGGCUAUGUAUCUGCCAGUGAGCAGCUCCGCCAGCUGCACCGCUCGCACUCCCAGCUCUCUCAGAGCGGAGGCGCCAACUUUCAAGGCAUGAUUGAGUCCAACAGGAAGUGGCUGGAGCACAUGAAGAAGGACCCCAAGGUAUCCUUCUUCUCCAAUACGCCCAAGCCCUCUUCUGCCACAGGCCUGAUGCAGCUGGGACUGGAUGAAAACCACAAGCUGAAGGUGUACCACUAUUAAGGCCCCGGUCGGUGGGGCUCAGGGCUCUGCAGGCCCCCCUUCUCUUAGACCAAGUGCCUAAGGAGCUUCCUGCACCUUAUUGACCCUGAUCCAUCAUUCCUCUGCUCUACAAACCCAACCCUCUCAGGACUUUGGGGGAGGGCAUAGAGCGAUGAUGGGGUAGAGGGCAGUGGGAGGACUGUAGCAAGCCCCACCCUCUGAGAACUCCACAGUGUGUCCCAAACGGAAAAGUGUCCAUGACCCGCUGGGGUCUACAUUAUCAUGCCGGUACGGAGGAGAUACAGCCUCAACAGAAGGAGGGAUGGGGUGGAGCAGGACACUUUCAUGGGGACCUAAUGUCAGAAAGCCAUGGGAACACUCUUCAGGGAGUGGUCUUAGUCCUUCCAGGGGACCUGAUUUUCUCCCUUGGGACUCUAGGGCAUUUGGAAAAGUCCAGAGUAGACGUUUUUGUAACUCUUGAUGUGUCCCUGGGCAGAUCAGGGUGUGGAUUCAUGCUCUCUCCAAAGCACGUUCACCUUGGGACAUGGUGCUUCUUGGGGACUGGCUCCCUUCUGAAUCUGUCUCUUUUGAGCUAAUACCUCAGCAGCAGGGCUCCAGGCCCUGUUUUUUUUUUUUUUUUUAAUGAUUCCUUUUUUGCACAAUAACUCGAAUUGUCUCAGGUUUGUGGUCAGCUUUACAGAGCCUCUCCUUGAGGGUGAUUGAUGUGGGGUCCCUGAGAAAUGAGGCAAGUGAGUCUUUCCUCUGCCUUUGCUGAGCUUGCCCCAUGAGGGAAUCCCUGUCCGCCUCUGUCCCUGGGUUCCCAAGAGCAAAGCCCUGUCCAUGGGCUUGGGCAAAGGCUUGGGGAUCAGGCUCCGUGGGAGGAGGAAGCCGGGGCGGACUUCUCUCGAACCCCAUUCCUUGACCCCCAGAUAGAGAGAAAGCCAUUAAAAAGGGGCCGGGUGUGUCCUUGGCCUCCUCCCAAUCAUCUCUUCUGUUUCUCAGGUCACCUUGAGUUUUGUAGCCCUUGCUUUCCUCCUACCUUUUCUCAUCGGGCUCUUUGGAUAAAUGUAUUUGCAUUUCAGCCAACACUCUUUUUUUCCUCUUCCUGCCACUGCUUCCUUCCCCUGCCCUCCCCUCUAAGCUUUCCAGUUUUGCUGUAGAUAAUGAGGUAUCUGGCACCAGUCAGAAGUCUCUGCACAAGGGGGCUGGAGAGGAGGGUUAUCAGAGGGGGGGCUCCCGGCAGCUCUCCUUCAGUCAGCCCCCGGACAGAUGCGUUCCUGGGCAGGGUUUGGCGGGGACUCCUGCGAGCCCGUCUCGCCGUUUUGAAGAAGUCGACAUUUUUCUGUCUCCAAGGCUGUGGAGUUGUGCUUGGCCCUCCUCGGCAUGGAAACCAGCCUCUCAUUGUCUUCCUCGAGGAGGAGAAUCCUGGGGACCAGAUUACUUUUUGCUGCCCCCCCAGGUGCUACACUGAGGCGUGAGCCCCUCCUCCCUGAGGAGUCCCUUUGGUUACUUGACUGAUGCUGUGUGGUUUAGGAAUGGCUCUUGUGUGCUUAACAACGGUGUGACAAUCAAUCCAGCUUGUCUUGCCCCAUGUUUUCUAUAUCAAUUAAACCUCCAUGGGUCAUUUUUCUAUAA
Sarcophilus harrisii (Tasmanian devil) is the source of this 7865-nucleotide messenger RNA. It is a transcript of the gene CEP164, whose product is annotated as centrosomal protein 164. Gene Ontology annotation, molecular function: protein binding. The coding region runs from base 171 to 6251 and encodes 2026 amino acids. The record is from RefSeq and is a predicted model, not a curated record. NCBI's taxonomy places the organism in Eukaryota, Metazoa, Chordata, Mammalia, Dasyuromorphia, Dasyuridae. The transcript is spliced from 34 exons.